Molecule: messenger RNA, 2394 nt
Organism: Lingula anatina
Lineage: Eukaryota; Metazoa; Brachiopoda; Lingulata; Lingulida; Lingulidae
Product: solute carrier family 28 member 3
Biological process (GO): nucleoside transmembrane transport
Cellular component (GO): plasma membrane
Molecular function (GO): nucleoside:sodium symporter activity
Source: RefSeq, a predicted model, not a curated record
CAGGGGACAGAUAAGGGCUCUAAGAGGCCACAGUCCUUCUCUCCGAGAAUGCCCAAAGCGUCGUUUGAGCUGAGCGACAUGAAGGCCAACGGCAAAGAGCGACAGGUAAUCGUGCAAGACGACGUUCACGAUGGCGCGACACCUGGCAAGCAAAAUGCCGCGGUGGACUCGACGUACGAAGAGGUCGUUCCCCCGGGACUUAUGUCGGAGGGCACCACCCCCGGGGAAAAUGGUCUGGAUAAUAAAGCGUUUGUGCACGAUGAACAGUACGAAGAACACACUCACAAAGACGUCAAAAUUUCCAUCUACGAGGAUGACGGAGAGGACGUGGAGGAGGCCAUGUUUGAAGAGCUGAUAGAAGAUGGCGGAACUUCCUGUCUACAGAAUCUAGAGAAACUACAAUCAGCAAUCUCCUCCUUCCUAAAUUCACAUAAUAAAAAGCUGUGGCUGGCUCUGUACGCACUUCUCACAGCGGCUUAUGCCGCCUACUUUGGCUAUGCAAUGUGGUAUCAGUUUGGAGACGAAGGCUCAAUACGGCUGCUGUGGGUAUCAUGCCUAGUCACCGCAGGCGUGUUGCUUUCUGUGAUACUCGAUAGAUGGGGCGAUGGUCUGUACCGGACAUGCAUACACCCCGUUUCUGUGUUAAUAGAGAGAAGAGGACGGUACAUACGCUGGAUAAUAGGUGUCGCUGCUGUAUGCGGAGUUGUUGCUGUUCUUAUUCUUGAAGUAGCUUUAAAGCAGCCUAGAAAUCUGUAUUCCGGGAUAGGAAUAAUUGUUUAUGUCAGUCUACUGUGGAUAUUCUCAAAGAAUCCUGCCAGAGUAAAAUGGCGGCCUGUCCUAGUCGGGUUGCUGUUGCAGUUCACAUUCGCUCUCCUGAUACUGCGCACGCGCUGGGGGUUUGAGAUUUUUAAUUGGUUGGGAGCACGUGUUGCAGAGUUUCUGGCCCACACUGAGGCUGGAGCUAAAUUCGUCUUCGUUAAUCUCGAGCCGCACUACUUUGCAUUCGGGAUCCUACCAAUAGUUGUGUUCUUCAGCUCGUGUGUAUCAGUUCUGUUCUACCUGGGCGCUAUGCAAUGGUUAAUAGGCAAGGUGGCCUGGGUAAUGAGAGUUGCCAUGGGAACAACUGCUGCAGAGUCCAUGAACGCAGCCGCUAAUAUAUUUAUUGGACAGAGUGAGGCGCCGCUGGUGAUCCGUCCCUUCCUGGCCAAGAUGACGAGGUCGGAGCUGCAUGCUGUCAUGACGGGAGGAUAUGCUACCAUAGCUGGGAGUGUGCUGGGGGCUUUCAUCGCCUUUGGGGUUCCAGCCAACCAUUUACUGUCGGCUUCUGUGAUGUCGGCACCGGCUGCCCUGGCCAUGGCGAAGUUGUUCUACCCCGAGACCAGGGUAUCCAUCACCACCAUGGCUGAUAUCAAAAAUAUAGAGAAAAGUCCCGAGAGGAACGCCCUACAGGCAGCCUCCAAUGGGGCGUCUAACUCGGUCAAACUGGUGGCUAAUAUAGCUGUCAACCUGAUAGCGUUUCUGGCACUGUUAGACUUUGUUAAUGGAACCCUCACCUGGAUGGGGAACAGAGUGGGACUAGAGAAACUGACUGUACAGAUUAUUUGUUCUUACGUUCUCUGGCCAUUUGCGUUUGUCAUGGGGACUGAUACAGUAGACUGCCGCAAGGUGGCAGAGUUGAUCGGCAUCAAGACGCUCGUGAACGAGUUUGCCGCAUACGAAGAACUAGGGGUGUUGAUUAAUAAUAGAAAGGUUUACAACACGUAUAAUGGAACCGUCAUUGAAAACGGUGAUGAUUUGUUCCUGGAAGGAAUCAACAAGACGCUAAUAGGUGGAGUUCUAAUGGAACGUUCAGAGGUUAUCUCCACGUAUGCACUGUGCGGGUUUGCAAACUUUAGCUCCAUUGGUAUAAUGCUGGGCGCCUUUGCCGCCAUGGCUCCACGCCGGAAGUCCGACUGCGCCAAGGUUGUCGUAAGGGCAAUGAUUGCCGGAAACGUGGCCAGUUUUACGACAGCUUGUAUAGCAGGGCUCUUCUACGAACCUUCUCUCGGAUGAACCUCAUCCGUCGUUACAGAGCAAAUAUGUCUUCAACAAAACAAGAAAGAAGAGCGAACAGCUUAGGAUAGAUUGACAAAGUCCAUUUGAUAAAUACUUUUGCCAUGGAAAUAUUGUUUUCUUAAAAAGUGUGACAGGAGAGCAGCUGUUUUAUUUUAAUCGUUUCACUCACAGAUUUUUAACGUUCUGUCCACCAGUACGUGCAAUGGCACCAGGACUGAAAGCAAAAAAAUAAUUAUUUCAGAUUCUUGACGUACUCUAUUAUCAGUUUUUCACCACAAUAUAUAUAUGUCACCAACGAAAACAUAAUUCGAUAAAUAAACACAGGGUUUUUUUAAUCAA